AUGGCCACACGUCCACGUGACAACUUCAUUCACCAGGCUUUGGGGCGGGACCUGUUGAGUCGGGGCGAAAUCAGGCUAUGGCUGAGCACAAUUGACUCCACAGCCGACGAAAAACGACGUGGUGCUGCAGCUAUGGUAGAUCAUUUCUUCGAGUGCCUUGCGGUGGACUCCUAUCCUGCACAGGGACUUGAGACCAUCUUUGGCAUUACCAUGUCUCAGGAGAGCCCGGGAGCAGCAAGAUCGAAGAGACUCGGCGAUUUGAUGUAUUGCUGCUGGUGUGAGCUCUACAAGAACCAGCGGCUCACGAAGUCUGAGCUUCUCAAUGCCAUUCUCCAGCAUCGACUGCCGCAGUCGUUCAAGGCCUUGAUUGAGGAAGCAUUGGUGCAGAGGUGCAUGCUUUCUGCUCAUCUGCAGGAACUGGCGGAUCGGAAUGCCUGGGACCGCAUUCCAUGGGACUACCACAGCCUUAGCAAGUUUGCGCAAAGCCCGGGACCGCUCGCAGUACCUAUACCUUCACCAGGCCUGCAGAACAAGAAGCUCCGAGUGGUGUGGAUUAAAGUUCCUCAAGUUCCUUUUGGUGACCACACAUGUUCAUCUGCGGUCAAGCAAGACCUUCUCUUCGAAAGACCGGCAACAUGGAGCAUCAUUCAAGACUUCGUGGCCAAAAGUGGGUGGGUAAAGUUUGGCUGUGAGGUCUUGGUCUUCCUCGGGGAGAACAUUGCCUUGUACGCAGAGCCGUCCAAGUCCCACUACCCGCGCGACGAACUGCGGCGUCGAAAAAACCCUGCAGCCACCCUCCUCAACAGUGACAAGGACCUUUCGGCGGUCGAUGCCAUCUGCGGAAAAGCUCUACUUGUCCGACAAGAUGGUAAUGACCUGCUGAAGGAGACAGUGGAGAAAGCGUGUUUCUUCAUUGACCUUUUGAACGCGCUGCAAGAAUCUUUCGACGCUGAGCUUGGAAGAGCAAGUGCAAAGAAUGAGAGAAGAGUGGCAGCAAACUUUUCACAAAGCCAUUGCAAGCUGGCCUGUAGACCAGAUAGGCGAUGCAUUGCAGAAUGA
Messenger RNA from Symbiodinium natans, 1059 nucleotides. The record is from the annotation of a GenBank genome assembly. Lineage: Eukaryota; Dinophyceae; Suessiales; Symbiodiniaceae.